AUGGUUGGAUCAGGACCACAAUAUGAAUACACUGGAGUAUAUCCUCAAGCUGGUGCAACUCAAACAACAGUUUAUCAAGGAGGAAAUGACACUAUAUUUGAAAUACCACCAACCAAAGCAUUUAAUCUAAGUAGGUCAUGGUUUCAAUUUACAUUUACAUUACCAGCAACCAAUGGAAAGUUUGGAUUUGUAUUUACUGAUUUUAUUCCAUUCUUUAGACAGAUACAGGUAUUUACAAGAGGUGUAAAUACAGCAAAUCAAUCUUAUAUUCCUUGUUAUUCUUGUAACACUUUGGUAAAUAUGAAUCCAAGAUAUGAUGGCACUUCAUGUGAUAGAGCAUUUACUGAACCAGACUAUUUAUCUUCAGGCUUUGCGGCCAAUACAGCAGUUAAUUUAAAUGUAACCAUUCCAUUCAACGAAUUAUAUGAAUCCAUUUUAUCAUUGGAUAAGGAUAUUAUGUUGAAUGAAACAUUAUUGGUUAGAUUUGUUUGGUCAGAAUUACCAAAUAUUGGUUUUGGAGCAGAUGCCUCUCUUACUCCUCAAACAAACCCAGUUGCUUUAACUGUUGACAAUGUUUAUUUGGUGUCGGUGCCAAUGUGGCUGUACUCAUAG
Messenger RNA from Cavenderia fasciculata, 612 nucleotides. RefSeq lists its product as uncharacterized. The record is from RefSeq and is a predicted model, not a curated record. Bases 1 to 612 code for a protein of 203 amino acids. The transcript is spliced from 2 exons. NCBI's taxonomy places the organism in Eukaryota, Evosea, Eumycetozoa, Acytosteliales, Cavenderiaceae.